AUGCUUAAAUCCGUCACUAAGAAGCUGAAGCCCUUUAUCGAAGCCAAACUUAACGAGGAGUACGUCUCGAUAGCGAACGAUGCAAAUUUGUACUGUCUUGAUUACAUCGAGGAACGAUUGAAACGCUCAAAUAUCGAGUCUGAUCUUGAAUUUGUCCGUCCUCAAGCCGUGUCCGAAAAAAUUACCUCCAUCUCUGCAAAAAUAAUCGAAGUUGGCGAGCUACUGGAGACUUGCUACCCCCAUCUGUACAACAACGUCUCUAAACAGCUUAAGGUGAAGCUCCGAAGCGAGGUGAUCGUUGGUGAUAUUUUCCGCAACUUUGGCCGCGAACUUUUUCGAGAGGGAGUCACAUGGGGAAGAAUCAUCGCGUUGUUUGCAUUCGCUGCGGCUGUAAGUGCGGACUGUAUACACCAGGGACGACCCGAGCUGGUUAAAACAGUGUUAAACUGUGUGCGGCUAUAUGUACUGGAUCAUUUGGCAGUUUGGAUUAGAAGUCAGGGUGGCUGGGUAAGCUUUCAG
Molecule: messenger RNA, 519 nt
Organism: Porites evermanni
Lineage: Eukaryota; Metazoa; Cnidaria; Anthozoa; Scleractinia; Poritidae
Source: the annotation of a GenBank genome assembly